Messenger RNA from Periconia digitata, 816 nucleotides. The record is from the annotation of a GenBank genome assembly. NCBI's taxonomy places the organism in Eukaryota, Fungi, Ascomycota, Dothideomycetes, Pleosporales, Periconiaceae.
UCUCCAGCCAGCGCUGCUCAUUUUCUCUCCGUCGCCAGAUUAUCCCACCCACCCAAUCUAUCUCCACAUAUCAGCACUACAAUGCACCACCACACCUCCCUCCUCGUGGCCCUUGCCAGCCUUCUCCCCUCCGCAUACUCCCAAGCAAAUGGCACCACCGUCAGCGAAGGUUUCGAAAGCGGACUCGACGCAGCCGCAUGGCCCACCUAUGCUGUAGACUGCAGCCAAGGCGGUAAAGUGACGCUCGACUCCUCCACCGCGCACAGUGGCAAGAACUCCGUCCGCGUCGACGGUGCAGGAGGCUACUGCGGACACAUCUUCUUCGGCACGACCAAGAUCCCAACAUCCGGUGAUAUCUACGUGCGCACGUGGCUCAAGCCCUCGAAAGCGCUGACAGACUCCCACGUCUCCUUCAUCACGAUGCCGGACUCUGGACUUGGCGCGAAGAAACAUCUACGUAUCGGCGGCCAAAGCAAGAUUGCGAUGUACAAUUUGGAGACUACCGAUGCUACAUUGCCGGAUCUGAGUCCGAACGGAAUUGCUGCGUCGAAGCCGUUGAAGGCGGGCGCGUGGCAGUGUUUCGAGUACCAUUUGGGCGCGGACGGUACAAUCGAGACAUGGUUAGAUGAUGUGGCUAUCGAAGCAUUAACAGUAAAGUCUGGUGUAAACAAUCCGAAUGCUGGCCAGUGGACGAGGGGAGGGUAUAAGCCCAAGAUCACGAGUGUGAACUUCGGCUGGGAGAGCUAUGGCGGAGAUACGAAUACGGUUUGGUAUGAUGAUAUUGCGAUUGGGUCAUCCAAGAUCGGGUGCACGUAG